AUGGACAUGGACCACAUGCACGACAUGGGCAUCGGCUCCGACAUCAACUAUGCCUUUGCCCGCGACUACUGGUACAUUGCUGCUGGCGUCGUCGGACUGCUCGUCGCCGUCCGCGGCGUCAACCACAUCGGCGCCCGCCAGAGAUUAAAAGCAUGCCACGACCCGACCGUCAAGCAACCCACGCGACCCGACGGCGCCCUCUCCCAGGCCUGGGCCACCACCACCGCCAUCAUCCGCGAGCUCUCCCUCCCGCAGCUCUACAUCCCGACGCGGGGCCUGCGCUGGGCGACCCCCCCGCCGCUCGGCCGCGUGCUCUUCCUCCUCUGCUACUGGGCCGUCAUCGUGGCCUUCAUGUCCUGGCACGCUGUCAUCAAGGACGUCUACUUCUGGGAGCGCAUCGGGUACCGCAACGCCUGGGUCACCAUCAUGCAGCUGCCCAUGCUGUACCUGCUCUCCAUGAAGCUCAACCCCAUUGCCUGGCUCGUCGGCUCCAGCCACGAGCGCAUCAACUGGCUGCACCGGUGGAUCGCGCGCACCAUGUUCGUUACCGCCACCGUCCACGGCUUCCACUUCUGGACCGAGUGGGUGCUUGCCGACUUUGUCGAGUACGAGCUGUCCAUCAUGCCGCUCGUUAGGUACGGCCUCGGCGCCUGGGGCGUCCUGCUGUGGUCCGUUGUCGUCGGCUUCCUGCCGAUACGGAGGCUCGCGUACGAGGUCUGGCUGCUGCAGCACAUUGUCUCGUCCGUCGUGAUGCUAUGGCUGCUGUACAAGCACAUUCCCGCCACCGCGCAAUACCUCUUGUGGAUGUCCAUCUCGUUCCUCGUCUUUGAUCGUGCGGCGCGAUGGCUUCUUCUGUUCUGGCAGAACACGCGAUGGGGCCGCCUCAGCACGUCUUCUUGUCAGGGCAUGAAGCGCAUCGGCCAUGGCGUGUCGCUGCGGGCGAUGGGCGACAGCGUCACGGCCGUGACCAUCAAGGACGUCCACUUCCAGUGGCAUGCGGGACAGCACGUGUACCUCUGGAUCCCGCGCCUGGGACCUGUCGAGGCGCAUCCGUACACCAUUGCCAACGCCCACCAAAUCAAGGGCACGUGCUGCUGCGGCAGUAUUCAGCUUAUCGUGCGCGCCCAUGGCGGUUUCUCAAAGCGCCUUCACAACUACGCAACCCGACACCCCGAGCGGGUACUCACGGGCUUCUUGUCAGGGCCGUAUGGCGCGCCGCCACAGUGGGACGUCUACGAGACGAUUGUGCUCAUUGGAGCGUCGACUGGCGCGAGCUUCACGAUUCCGAUCCUCGAGUACGUCGCGGCGGCGAGCCACAGGACAUGCGUGAAGAAGAUGGAAGUCAUCCUGACGGCCCGCACGGCGGAGGAGCUGUCAUAUUAUAUCCAGCGGGCCAAGGAAGCCGGCAAAGAUGCUCGAGAGAAGGGCAUAGAGGUGAGGCUACACGUUGCCAUAACGGGCGCGUACUCGGAGGGCGAAUCAGGCGUUCCCCUUGUUCGGCUGCGACGCGACGACAGCAGCCGAAAGGGGCACAUGCAGCUCUCCAGCUACGACGAAAAGACCACAGACAUCGAACUGCGAGACCGGAGCACGGCAGUAGAUCAACCAGGCACAUCUUCGGGCUGCUGCUGUCGGCGCAGCAACUCGUCCGCGACGGCCGGCAGCCUGGCCUCGGAUGCCAGCAUCGAGUACGUGCGCGAGUACAGCUCACGGCCCGAUAUCGAGGCGCUGAUACGUGAGCCCGUCGAGCGUGCCUGGGGCGAGACGGCGGUGGUCGUUUGCGGUGGCAAGGAGCUGGUCGCGCGGACAAGGAACUGCGUCAGUCGAUUAAGUGACGAGCGGGCGGUGCACAAGGGCACCGGGGCGCAGGGAAUAUACCUGCAUGUAGAAGAGUAUGCAUUUUAG
This is a messenger RNA of Purpureocillium lilacinum, 1905 nucleotides long. RefSeq lists its product as uncharacterized. Lineage: Eukaryota; Fungi; Ascomycota; Sordariomycetes; Hypocreales; Ophiocordycipitaceae. The record is from RefSeq and is a predicted model, not a curated record. Gene Ontology annotation, molecular function: ferric-chelate reductase activity. Gene Ontology annotation, cellular component: plasma membrane. Gene Ontology annotation, biological process: copper ion import; iron ion transport; intracellular iron ion homeostasis.